AAUCCUGGCUCUGCACUCCGGGUCAGGGAUGCUCCGCGCAGACAAAGGAAGGAGGGUUCCGUGUUCUGUGGGUGGUAAUUACCAUCAAGCCUAGAGGACUGAGGAACAGCAGCAGCUGAAACACACUCACACUGCCACAUCACACACACAGCUCGCUGCACUACAACAUGCAUUCAGGAGUUUCGCUGCUGUUGCUUUUCGUGGCGAGAAGUUGUUGGUGCGCCCCGCAGCAGACUUGUCAUCCCGGAGACGAAUUUUUAGGAAGAUGCAGCAACAACGUCUAUGAAGAGAAACCUAAGUGCACAGAGCUGAACCUGGGCUACUGCAAUGAUAUGGAAUAUUCUAGUACCAUAUUCCCCAACAUCCUCGGCCAUCGGAGUGGUGUGGAUGCCGAGUCUGGAGCAGAAUACCUCCUCCUCAGCGUCAUCCACGGCCUGCUCAACGGGGAGUGCUCCCCUGAGAUUCGUCUUGUAGGCUGCUCGGUUCUCGCUUCGCCCUGCAAGGACGACAAGAUGAUCAAACCGUGUCGCAGCACAUGUGAGGCACUGAGGAAGGACUGUGCUCAUGCCUUUGAAGCCAUCCAAAUGGCCUGGCCCUACUUCUUGGACUGUGAUCGCUUCUUUGCCAGCAACCAAGAGGGCUGUUUCGAUCCCCUAGCAGGGCUGAAAGCCAGACAGGAGCUAGCCAUGUCCAGUCUGUCUCCUGAGGAGCCCAGCACCAUCAUCCAGUUCACCUACACCUCUAAUGCCCAGAUGUACAGUUUACUGAAGAGAACAGCAGCCAAAUGCUCCCAUAUCUCUCAUGUGUACAGCAUUGGACGCAGCACGGAGGGCAGAGAUCUGCUGGUGAUUGAGUUCACCAACAACCCAGGACAGCAUGAGCUACUGGAGCCAGAGAUCAAGUUGGUGGGCAACAUGCAUGGCAACGAGGUGCUGGGCCGCCAGCUGCUCAUCUAUCUGGCCCAGUACCUGUGUUCAGAGUAUGUUCUGGGAAACCAGAGAAUUCAGACCAUCAUCAACACAACUCGCAUCCACCUUCUGGCCUCCAUGAACCCCGAUGGCUAUGAGCUGGCCGCCGCAGAGGUAGAGGAUAGCAAUGACCCGGAGCUCACCAACCACGAAGGUCAUUUGUUGAAUGGUUGGACCAAUGGUCGGGGCAAUGCCCAAAGUAUUGACCUGAACCGCAACUUUCCGGACCUCACCUCCGUGUUUUAUCGGAACCGGCGCAGCAGGCACUACCGCAUUGACCACAUCCCAAUCCCAGAUGCCUACUGGUUUGGGAAGGUGGCACCAGAGACCUAUGCAGUGAUGAAGUGGAUCAGGUCGCUGCCUUUCGUUCAGUCUGCCAGCCUCCAUGGAGGGGAGCUGGUGGUCUCUUAUCCCUUCGACUUCUCUAGACAUCCACAGGAAGAGAGGAUGUUCUCUCCCACUCCAGAUGAACAGGUCUUCAAGCAGCUGGCUCGUACCUAUGCUGAUGCCCAUGCCACCAUGUCCAACAACGACACGGAGAGGUGUGGAGCCUCCUUUUAUCGAACCAGAGGCAUCAUCAAUGGGGCUCUGUGGUACAGUUUUGCUGGUGGCAUGUCAGAUUUCAAUUACCUACACACUAACUGUCUGGAGAUCACAGUGGAGCUCGGCUGUGACAAAUUUCCCUCAGAGGCCGAACUUUAUCCAGAAUGGAAGAGAAAUAAGGAAGCUCUACUCAGCUUUCUUGAGUCUGUCCACCGAGGAAUAAAGGGAGUAGUUAAAGAUGUUGAUGGAGUUGGUAUUAAAGGUGCAACUAUUUCCGUCAAGGGGAUCAGGAAAGAUGUCACCACAGCUGAAGAUGGAGACUACUGGCGUCUGUUGAACCCUGGCACUCACAUCCUGACAGCCACAGCUAAAGGUUACUCCAAGGUCAGCAAGAGGGUUCAUCUGCCUCACAACAUGAACAAAGCCGGUCGUGUUGACUUUGUCUUGGGAAAGGUUCCUGUGGAGCCCGAUAUUGACGACCACCUCUUCCCCACAGUCGACACAUGGGAUCGAUUCGACCCCUACAACCAAUUCGAGCGCUACAGCGAACCAGAUGUGGCAGAGGAAGGGAUAGAGCGGCAGGAGAAACCAUGGUGGUGGAACUACUUCUCUCAGUCUGGCAUCUCACCUCCACACUGGCUGCUGAGGAAUGUCUAGACAUGUUUAGGGGGGAAAUAAAUAUCACGAUGUACCACUGCACUGGUGAUGGACGGUUCCACAUCCAGUCUCACUGGUGCUCUCAGAGGCGUCUAUGUAGCAAGAGCUGUGACACUGAAAUCUUCAGUAACCAAAUGCAUUUCAGUGCUUCCUGAAAGGGUGAAAAAUCUUUUUCCCGACCGGAGAACAAAUCUAUUUCCAUUCUGUGAGCGAGAUUUUGGGCUAAUAUUGUUUUUGCUGCUGCAUUUAACUUGUUUUAAGUAAAUAUAGGAUCACUGGGUAAAAAAAUUAGAUAUGGAUUCCACAGCUGUUCACCUUGUAAACAUGAUGACAUUAUGAUCAUUGAUUUUACAUGUGAUGGCAUCUGGGGCUAUUUUUGUAAUCGCAUUCCAACUAAAUUUCCUGUAAGAUUUAUUCCCAUUUUUCACAUUAUACAUGGAAACUGUUAAAACUUUCAGGACCAGUACAGCAUCUGAUAUGGACCACAUUUAAGCUUGGAUUAGCAAUAAUACUGUGCCAUCUGUGAACAGGAGAAAGUCUUGCUUUGUUUGUUUUUCACAAGCAUCUACAUUAAAUGUUAAAAAAUG
Molecule: messenger RNA, 2755 nt
Organism: Amphiprion ocellaris (clown anemonefish)
Lineage: Eukaryota; Metazoa; Chordata; Actinopteri; Pomacentridae
Gene: cpz
Product: carboxypeptidase Z
Exons: 13
Coding region: 168-2168 (666 amino acids)
Biological process (GO): proteolysis
Molecular function (GO): zinc ion binding; metallocarboxypeptidase activity; protein binding
Source: RefSeq, a predicted model, not a curated record